AUGCCUCCUCCGCCCCCUUUGGUCCAAGUUGAGCCGGAUAACAAUGAUAUUAUAAAUCUAACUCAGAAGUUCAUGAUGAUGGAGCCGCUGACUUUCUUAGGUGGUUUUGAACCCUUAAAGACAAAGACAUGGUUACUUGAAAUGGAGAAACUAUUUGAAGUGUUUCCUUGCUCCGAGAUGCAGAAGGUUCUAUUGGCCACCCAGACCCUAAAAGAUGAAGCUCGAAGAUGGUGGUUGCUAAUUCGAAAUAGAAACGGGAACAUAACAUGGGCUCAAGUCAAUGAGAUUUUCUAUGAUAAGUACUUUCCUCAGUGCUUUCGAGAUCGAAAGGUUUUUGAAUUCCAAGAACUUAAGCAAGACUAUAAGAAGGCUCAGAAAUUUGAGGGGGGAUUAGAUUUGGAGGUGUUUGAUCGAGUAGGCAUUUUGAAGUUGUCUACAUAUGUGGAAGUACUUGAUAGAGCAUUGAUGGCAGAGGCCAUUCUGGCAGCCAAGAAACAAGCUAAGGCUCCAACAACAGAAUGGCGAGGUAAAAGGUUCGGAUUCAAUUUCAAGAAGGGUUGGUCAUUUUCAAAGAAGCAAAACACGGGAUCCUCCAGUUGCUCUAGUCAAAGUAGUGGAUCUAUUUCAAACUAUCUAGAUUAUGGAAGGAAGCAUAGAGGAGUGUGUUACCAUGCAUCUGGUGCUUGUUAUCGGUGUGGCAAACUCGGCCAUAUAAUGAAGGAUUGUCCAUUGGGGUUCAAAAAUGCCAACCGCCCUGCAGCAAGUUCAGCUGGAUCUGUCUCUGUAACAAGAUCAAAUGCAAGAACUAAUGCCAGAGGUAAUACUGGAAAUGAAACAUUAAGGCAAUGA
Molecule: messenger RNA, 849 nt
Organism: Camellia sinensis
Lineage: Eukaryota; Viridiplantae; Streptophyta; Magnoliopsida; Ericales; Theaceae
Source: RefSeq, a predicted model, not a curated record